Necator americanus (New World hookworm) is the source of this 423-nucleotide messenger RNA. RefSeq lists its product as uncharacterized. The record is from RefSeq and is a predicted model, not a curated record. The transcript has a single exon. Bases 1 to 423 code for a protein of 140 amino acids. Lineage: Eukaryota; Metazoa; Nematoda; Chromadorea; Rhabditida; Ancylostomatidae.
AUGCGAUUGCCGUCAAUGCCGCUGUCGAGAGAAGGAAAUAGCAACAAUGAGGUCAUCAUUCCAGUAUCGAAGAGACAGGCCUCGCGAGUAUCAAUUGUUCCUGCACGUGACACAUUCCCUAUUCCUCAAGGGAUUGAGGCUCUUGGUGGAGUAAUCCACGAAAUCGAUUACAGAAGAGUGAGUGGAAUCACAUGGAAACUCCUACCUCAGCGCAUCCAGUAUGCUAUUGAUAGUGAAUUUAUCGCUCAUCUACUUUCGCUAUUUUUCGUGUUGAUCAUAGUUAAAAGGGCUGUUUUAAUCAUUCACGAAAGAGAGAACGGAACCAUUGCAAUUCUAGAUUCUCAUUCCCAUAUGCAAAGAAAGAGAGGUGCCGAAAAUGAGAAUGCUACAAAAAAGAUUCCAUAUCCUCUCCUUCUCAUUUAA